UCGACACGACGUCGAUUUGCCGUGAACCGCACGAACGAUACACAGUUUCGAAACUCUUUGGACUUUGUCAUCUUGUGAAUAAUAAUAUAUUGUGUGAGAACUCCUUCUCUGGAUCUUUUUCUAAUUGUUCUAAAUGAACAUUCUACCGACACGCGUUUCAGACAUUAGUAUUUUGGCGAAGCAUCGACUGUCAAAGGGAUUUAAUCACAUCGAACGGACACUUGCUGAUUACGUUCAGAGGUUGAAGUUCAGCACGUUGAAGGCGAAGGUCGCCAAUGCAGACAGAAUGAGGGUUCCGAAAAUGGCGGAGCUACAGUUCGAGGCUCCGCUCGCUUCCUUCGAGAACGAGGAAUGGAAUGAGUAUAAUGAAUUUCAGACGGCCAAGGCAACGGACGACUUAAAUUCGAAUAUGGACGGAUUGAAGAGUGUGAAUAUUGGCGUGCCAGGUGAAAACAAUACGCAUGAAAACUUUGGCGAAACGGUCUCCGGUUCGCUGGAAGAUUUGGUAAAUACAUUCGAUGAUAAAAUCACCAAGUGUUUCUGUACGUUCGAGGAACAAGUGGAUACGAGUAAAUUCGCACCUGUACAGAUCAGGACACAGGAAGAAGUGAUCAAAGACUGCCAAAUGUGGUGGACGAUCACAGGCAACUUUGGUAAUAUACUUCCGAUUGACUGGUCUAAAACAUAUACAAGGCAGCUUCACACACGAGUAUUAAACCUGGAGGAAGAACGGGAGCCUGACGAUUUGAAUCUCGACCUGUCUGAUGACGAGGAGCUGGCCCAGGCCUUCGACAUGCAUUCUCUCAUUGUGAGCAGUCUCCAGCCCGAUGAUUCAGACCAUGUCGCGUCCGCCGAUGAGGUCAUCAGCGAAAUAGACACAAUGAUGCAGGAGCCUAACUUGGAUGAUGUGCCCAUGCUGUGUGGUGAAAUGAUUGAGGAUGAUAACUACACCAAACUGAAGGAGACUCUUUCCAACUUACCAAAUUAUCCUGAGUCAGAGCUGAAGGAGAUGUCGACCGCCCAACUUCACGAGGUGCUAGCGGAGUACGAGCUGACAAUCAAAGAGCUGAACGAGACCCUGGUCCUGGAGCUGGCUCUGCGAGACGAGCGCGAGUACGACAAGGAGCUGAAGAACCAGUUCAUCUCACUGCUGCUGACCAUUCAGAAGAAACGACGCGAGGGCAAUGUCGACAAGAAGAAAAAGAAAUCAAAGCCACUCAAUCACAUGAACAUGAACAACAAUAACCUCUCCCCAGAAGCAGGAGCAUAUUUAACAACUGUUAUCCCAUACCACCAGUAUCAGGGACCGCCUUCCUCUGAACAACUGCAGAUAUAUAUCAAAAUUUUGCAGGCCAUUAACGAAGACAGCGUUACAGUGCCCACCCUGCUGACAGACUAUAUACUAAAAGUUUUGUGCCCAACAUAAUCCUUAAGAAGAUCACAUCUCAUCAGUUAACCAGUCUACAGAGUGGACGCAAUUCAUGGGCUUUUUAAAAUUUCUUUUUCCAGACUCCGUUAUAGUGCUCGUUUUGUUUGAUCAAAAUAUAUUUUGUAGGUUGUUUGUGGCCUUUGUUAUUGUUUAUUUUGUGAUAUAUGAUUUACCUGUACCUCGUCUCAGCAAAGCAGCCGUACUCUUCAUAAGUCAUUAAUUUAUAGUUGGUUGUUCAAUGGUGUUUGCAGCUUUUAAUCAUGCCGAUUGUCAUGUGGCCAUGGUCACUAUUGUUACAUGUAAUUUUAAUAUAAUACAUUCAAAGAUAUUAAAUGCAUUGAACUAGAUGCAUAAUUCUUGAUAUUAAGCUAUGUAUGUGGUCAAGGCUGUGGAUAUAAUAUCUGUCAAUAUAAACUGAAUUGUUGUACAUAAUUUAAAGUAUUGCAGAAUUCAUAAUAUGAAGUAGUGUAGAAUAUAUUAUACAUUUUGGUAAUAAUUUAGCUCCUGAGGCAUGAUCAAGAGGCUGAGUGCAUCACGGUUGUGCACUAGACUGGUCUUUUAAUUCUAAUAUUAAAUGUAUGUGAUAGGAUUGAACUACAUGUAUGAUAGAAUAUGUUGGAAACCAGUCAAAUUGUUUGUUAACACUCACUCUCCUGAACAUGGCACUGGUAAUCUUAGAUCAUUUAGAGUUCUUUACCUGUUAAUAUGUCUUCUUUUUUUUUCUUUAAAAAAAAUAUAUAUAUGGUAUACAGAGUAGACUGCAGGCCCCAUGAUUGUCUGGGGCCUUUUGCUGUAUUGCUCAGUUUUCCUCUGAUCUGCAUUUUCUAAAAUAACAUUCCGAGAUUUAGCUUUAGAAAUAUGCUAACACACAGUCUUAUGUUGUAAUAAUCAGUGGUUUCUGGCAGACGUACAUGUCUGAACAAGUAUCAGACAGUUAUAUUGAUCAGGAAGGACCACACCUGUCAAGAAUUCUGUUCUGAUUAAAGAUCUGGCAUCAGUAACUACUUGUAAAACUGAUGACUACCGCCUUGUUUUUCAUUAAACAAGACAACUGAUAGAUCCCAUUCCAUAAUAAUUAAAAACGCAAUAACUAACACUUGUUCAAGCCUAAUCACCAAUUGUGAACCAGCUUACGGGUAUCAGCACAGUACAUGACAGGUACUGGUAUACUUGUAUGCUAGGUGUAAAGUUUACACUGUAAACGCAAUGCACUGAUGUUCUGUAUGAUAUAAGAACCCAGUCUGCUUAUGAUCUGGAGAUGGUAGAUUUAAAGGUUGACUGUGUGCACAUGCUAUGCGGAUGGGAACAUAUUGCAAAUGUAUAAGAGUGAGAGUUUGUAACCUUCUAGAAACCAGUUGCAGUUACACAUAAUUAAAAAAUAUACAACAUGUAUGCUAUUAGUCGGUAGAUCACUGAAAUAUGUGUAGAAACAUGUAUGCUAUCAAAGUCACUAGCUAAUUGAAUUGUAUUAUACACAUAUGUUAUCAAAGUUACUAGCUAACUGAAUUGUAUUUUACAUGUAUGCUAUCAAUGUUAGCAGACAGUCCAUUUAAGAAAAGUACAGACAUUGUUACCUUUUAAUCCUAUUGAUGUUGUGCAUAUAUUGUUCAAUGCCUGAUAGUGCAUUGAAGAGAUUGUAUGUGUAUAUAGUAAAAGUAAAGUUUGUUUUAUUUAACGACGCCACUAGAGCACAUUGAUUUUUUAUCUUAUCAACUUUAGGAUCCUGCAGGAUUCAUUAUACACAAUAUGUGACUAGCUGCAGAACAGUAUGUAAAUAUAUUGCAUAGUUUGAUGAAUUAUUCAUGUCUGGCAUUGUAACAAAACCUUGUUUUAUAAUAUUAAGAGAUCACCAGGGAAAGUCGAUGUGAAUUUCAAUGUGUAAGCCCAGUUUUUAGCAAACAGCCAUUGAAUACCAGUACAUAUUCAUAAUUCAGAAUAUACUUUCUUGUCAUUAAAUACAACAAAAUAUAGUACAGUGAAACUCCGUUAAACCGGACACCCUUGGGACCAAGUAAAACAUCCGGUUUUAAGAGGUACUGGUUUAGAGAGGUUCUCUUCUGUACAGAUAUUUAAGAGGGGGGGGCUGCACAAAACGUCCAGUUUACAGAGGGUCCAGUUUUGAGAGGUUUCAUGUUAUAUAAUGUUUCUGAUCAAAACCUUUUCUUGAGUGAUUAAUUAUAUCUGAAUGUAAAAAUUUGAAAGAUGUAGAAUUGAUUUGAACAUUUUCUAAGGCGCUCGACAAUGUCUUCAAAACUAAUUUGUUGCAUUUUUAUAAACUCCUUAGCAUUUCAGAAGUGGCAUUUUGUGGCUCAGACAUGAUUAACUGGUCGAUGGGCUAAAAUCUUUGGGGGCUUUUUGGUUUCAUAAAUGAACUUUUUUUCAUUUUACCCAUGCUCUAGUCGGGCACAAUGAAACAAGAAGGAAAAUAAUAAAACAAAAUGCUUCAAACUGGAUAUAUUAAUUUCAUUAUGUAACAAGUAUGCAGUAUGUAAGAUAUUAUAGGAGCUUUCUCUGUAGUUUGCCAUGCCAUCACCCCACCCACCCCCCAACCCCCCACUUCAAGUUCUAUUGGAUGCCCAUUUUUAUAACUGUUUUAUUAUCCCUUCUAGAAUCCAUGAUAACAUGAUCAGUGACAUUAUUGUGCAUCUCAUUUCAUAUAAUAAGUUGAUUGAUUAAAUGAUUAACAGUAAAUAUACAAGACCACUGUUAUAAAGUCAGUGUUUCUACUACUGAUUUAGAAAACACAUGAAAAUUUUUAAGAUCUUAUAAAGGACGAGGUUUACCUUAGCUGAUGUUAAAUUUAUUUUAAUUCACAAUAGAGCAUUGUGUUAGUCAGUGAAAGUGAUACAUGUGUGUAUAUGUACAUUUAUAAAUACUAUACAUUUGUACAUUACUUUGCUUAUAUUGUUUUGUGCAGUGUGUUAAUCACACAAUGAUGCUUACUUGGAAAAAAUAUUUCUGUAAUGUAUAUUUGAUGAAUGCAUAAUUUCCCAACAAAAUAUAGAUGACAGUUUGUUAGCAUAGAAAGUAAGGAACAUUUGUGUGUUAUCUUAAAAUGGAUGUAUUGACACACAAGAAUGGAAUAAUCAAAAGAUUUUUUACAACUAAUGUCAGUUUUGUUCGGACACCAAAAUUGUCAAGCUAAAGGGAGAUAAUAUCAAGGAAGAUAUAUGAAACAUGUACAAGUAUCAAGGAGAAAAAAAUUCAAUAACAUUUAUCAUACUUCAAUAUUUCUUUUGUAUGUUUAAGUGUUGACAUUAUAAUUUUAUGGAUAUUAUUGAUAUUUUCUAGCAAUUAAAAAAUAAGGUAUAAUAACUUAAAAAUAACAGUUUGUGUUAUUAAUAUGUGUUUGCGUCCAUGUAGCUUUAUGAUCAAACAUGUUCAGGUCUUUGUGUGUUUAGUGUUUUCGACAUUUUUCAUUGCUUUUUUUAAUUCUUAGAUAAAUAGUUGAUAUAUUUAUGUCAGUUGUUGCCUUUUGUCCAAUCAAAAUUAUGAACAAAACCAGUGAUCGAUUUUGCAGUUACCAUUAUUUUUAACAUAAGACCACAACUUUUAUAGUUAGUGGUAUUAGAACCAAAGCUAAAAGUAAAGUGCAGUGAUAUUUUGGGUGAUUUAGUUCAUUAAAAAAGAACAGGUUUUAAGGUUGAUGACUUUAAUAUGAAACAGUGAGUUGGAAAUGAGUGAGCAUGUACUUAACAAAUCCAAAGUAUUCCAAGUGCAAUAUUUUACAGUCAUUAUUGCAUGCACCAUUUAGUUUUGCAUGCAGAAUUAACAGUUCCAUUAUCGUGUGUACAUAUUUCAUCACUAACAUCAUGCAUGUACAGUGUCAUCAUUGUAGUCAAUUUAGAAAUUCAGAUUUGGAGAGAGAAAAGUUUGCAUUGCAUUUUAAAUUAAUGUCUUCAAUUGGACUACUGAAGUGUUUGAUUCAGUUGAAUGACUGUUUUAUUACCAAGUAGUUAUAUAUAGUAAUUUUUUUCAAACUCCUAAAUGUACAUAUUUAAGAGUAUCUGUUAGUACUGGUUAUUGUAUCAUAAGUAACAACUUGUAGCUUCAGGCAUCGAAAUAAGUAGAGAAUGGUCUUCGGGUUACCAGAAAGUUACAUGUACCACAUGUAAAGAAAGUAAAAAAAUUAUCCUCUUUUCACACAAAAGCUUAUUUAAAAAAAACAAAAAAUCCUAGGCCCCCUAAAUUUUGAUCAGUUGAAUGAUAUUCAGAUAUAUGAAACAUGUACAAGUAUCAAUAUAAAAAACCCGAUACGGAUGAAUAACAAAGUAUCAGGGUGCGAAGGGACUUAUAAUAAAAACAGUGGUAAUUGUAAAUGUGAUAAAUGUGUCGUAACACGGUAACCAGAUCUGUAUUGUGUGAUGAGGUGUUCAUGGGUUUAGUUCAAUGCCUGUAGCUUCUUUUAACUUGUUUUCCUCCAAAGGCCAAUGGUCUGUAUUCAUGUCUCUUGUAAUAGACAUUACGUACAGUAUAUGAUAAAUUAGCUAAUUUUAAUGAUGAAUGGUUAUAGUUGUGAAAAUUGUGGAACCAUUUAGGUAUGACACCUUUAACUUAUGUGGAGCCUAAAUUGCCAUUUUCAUGAUUAUAAAAUGUAUGUUAUAUUUGACAUCUGUCUCAACAACUGCCGUAGCUUUCUUGUUUUUCAACCCAUGUAUAUACAUGUAUUCGAUUGAUGUUUCUUGUAUUUGUUUAUGGUGUUUUCCGUGUAUGCAUACAAUGUAUGCAUUUUAUUAAAAUUUAAAUAACUAAGUGUGAAAUCUUGUAUUACUAAACUUUAUUGGUGACAAAAAAAAAACCCAAGUAAAUCCCUAAAUACAUUUACUUGAUCUUUAUUUUUAUUAACUUAACUGUAUUUUUUCAAUACCGAUAUGGUAAUAAAAUAUUAGAUUUUUAAAUAUUUGCGGAACAAUGUAAUUGCUGUUACUUUAUACAGGUAGCCUAUCAAUAUAAGUCUACACUAUGCACAAUAGAUUAUUAUCAAGUAUGGUAGACAGUCCUGUUUUAAAGAAAUUUAAAAGACUCACCAUGGGUAAACAUUUAUUUCCCUUUGAUUCAACAAGAAGACAUUAGCUGGCUUACUGUGAGAUAGAUGUUUGGGGUCAUUCAACAGUUACAUAAUGCAAAAUGUAGCAUUUUGUAUACCCUUAAAUUACCUAACAUUUGUAAACCACCACCCCCCAAACACUAUUCAAACUUUAGGUUCAUGACAUAAUUUGACCAAUAUGAUUCUAUUUUCUGUUAGUAUUUAUGUUUGCUUGGUUUGGUAAAAAAAACACCCCACAUUAGUUAUAAAAGAACAUAAUGGUUGCAUUUUACUUCAUAAAUAAAAUUAAAUUUUUAAAGAAAUACUAUCUCAAGUAACUUCUCCUUCUCCCAUAACUUUUCAUCAUGCAUCCCAUGACACACAUACACCCUUCCUGAGCAUUAAGUAAUUGUUUAAUGACCCAAAUUUGUUUCUCAUUUUGGAUACAAAUGCUUAUCAGGUUAGACAAAGGGACUGAUUUACAAGCUAGUUUGAUAUUCAACUGACCGUGUCAUACUAUUUUCUUCACAGUUUAUCUCAAGUUUUCAUGUACUCUUUGGCUGCUAUUUGAUAAAAACAUAAUAUAAAGUAAUUUUAUCUUAUUUUUAAUUAUUUUUAAUAUAUAUGUUUAUGAAUUGCAUUAAUAAAAUGUUCAGUUUGUUCUAUAUGCUUAGAACCAACACAUUAGUGUGGUAAUCUCAUCGUUAAAAAAUUAAAUUGAUGGCAGUAUUUGUGUUAUUUGAAGACUAUAAGUAUAAUACGAUAAAAUGGUAUUUCUGUUACAUGUAUAAUAUUUACAAAUGUGGUGUACAAGUAGACAGGUAGUCAUAAAAUAGUACAAAAACUUGGCAAUCUUGUGUGUAGGUGUGUUCACACAGCUGUGUGUAAAUCUACAAGACUAUUCUGCAUAAUAUAUGCAUCAUCAAUGGUCGUCAUACGCACAAUGUGUAAUUAGAAUAUUUUAGGAUUAGGUAAAAAAAAAAAAAAUAAUAAUAAUAAUAUUUCUUUUUGUUGCAAGUUUCUUAAAGGUUUUACUGUAAUGCCGCAUUAAUAUACUAUAUAUUAAAAUAUAAUGAUUCAUGCAUAAGCCAGGCAGGUUAUUUACUAGCUUACUAGUUAUUGUACAUGCUUGAACAUAGAAUUGUUGUAUUAGCCAUUUCAUCUAGAUUGACUGUUGCAGAUUAGCACAGUAUAAAUGCAUAAUUCCAUCGUCCAACAUCUAGAUAUUGUAAUACUAAUCAAUGGUUGCUAAUGUAAGCCUACAAAACAAAUAUGAAAUAAGAAUUAUAUUUAGGGACCCAAUGGUAUAAAAAUCUGUCGAGGUUGCUUCUUUUUAUACUCUGAUCAAAAUCAAAAUGGCAGAUUUAUUUCCAUUUGUGGAUACCAGCGGUAGUCUAAAGCCUCAAAAACAUCAAAACCUUACAGUUAUCCCUGAUGGGUACAAUUUCUGAUUACAUCACAUGUAAUUAAUUAUUGUUUAUUUGUUGUGGCUGUAAAACUUGUAAUAAUAUAUGCAUUUCAUAAUGCAAAAUCUUCAUUUUCAAAUCCAUUUGCAUGCACAUUUAUAUAAAACCCAUCAAAACAUUUGGAAAAUCAGUCUGUUGAUAAGAUAAGCUGUGAAUCUGGGACAAAGAUUACCAUCUUGUUUAUAUUUUCGUCACAUAUUUAUUUGUCAAGCCUUUCUCCACCUUUAAUUUUUUUUAACAAAUUUGUUUUAAAAUUUCAAGUAUGAAUUUAUGAAUAUACUACUCAAAAGAAAAUUAAUUGUCAUGGUAUUGGUGAAUUAACCAAUUUUGCAAAAAAAGAAAGAAAAGAAGAAAAAAUAGAGGUGAAAACAGUAGUUUUCUAGCACCUGCACAAUAUUUUGUGGUCAUGUGAAUUAUACAGCAAUGAUAAAUUUUUUUUAUACAAAUGCAUUGACACCAAUGCAAAGUUUAUGAAGUAUGGAUCUUUGUCUCAGAUAGAAAGAAAUAUGUGCAUCUCCAUUAAUCAAACUGUUGGUAACUACACCAAAAUAUAAUAAUUGCAUGUUGGAUCAAAAGCCUUUUACAAAAAAAACAUUUAUAUAUUUGCUUGUCACUAUUUUGAAUUUUGUAAAUAUGCCCUGCUGGCUUUAUUUCAGCCACUUACAGAUGCAGGUUUAAAUUAUGAAUUAAAUAUGUGUUGUAUUUACAAAUGUAGUUGGUACUGCCAUUAUAAUAAAAUCGCUUUGUCAGAAAAAA
Molecule: messenger RNA, 8677 nt
Organism: Gigantopelta aegis
Lineage: Eukaryota; Metazoa; Mollusca; Gastropoda; Neomphalida; Peltospiridae
Product: fasciculation and elongation protein zeta-2-like
Exons: 8
Coding region: 134-1426 (430 amino acids)
Cellular component (GO): axon; cytoplasm
Source: RefSeq, a predicted model, not a curated record